AUGAAGGUUAAUACGACAGUACUUCUAUCGCUUGCAGUUGCGACUGUUAGUGCACUACCGGCGGGUUCUCCUGCGCCUGAGGAUGCUUGGGAUGUCAUUGUCGUUGGAGCUGGACCCGCAGGAAUCGUUGUGGCGGAUCGACUGAGCGAAGCGGGCAAGAAGACACUUCUACUGGAACAGGGUGGACCAUCAUACUACAUUACUGGCGGACGGGAACGACCGGGUUGGCUCAACGACACAGAUCUCAGCAGAGUCGAUGUGCCUGGGCUGUACAAGUCGAUCUACUCGAACCCGAGCGACGACUUACUAUGCCCUGCAGAAAAGCUAAACUCGUACGGAGCAUGCACAAUCGGCGGAUGCACCGCCAUCAACGCUGGACUAUGGUUUCAGCCACCCGCUACCGACUUCGAUCGAUACUUCCCCGACUCAUGGAAGUCGGAGGACAUGCAAUGCGCCAUCGACAAAGUCCGCAAGCAGCAGCCUUACACGAGCGACCCAAGGACGAACGGCACUGCGGUUUCUGGCUACUAUGCGGCCAAGAAGUGGCUCGUUGACGGCGCUGGCUACAAGGACGUCGAGUUCAAUGAUGUUCCAAACGAGAAAGUCAAGACCUGGGGUCGUCCCGAGUUCAUGUACGAGAAUGGACAACGCAGUGGACCAGUCAAGACAUACCUUCAAUCUAGCUUGAAGCGCAGCAACUUCAAGUUCCAGAGUGGCGUUCAGGUCAAGCGUGUGGUCCGCGAUGGCGCAAAAGCUACUGGCGUUGAUGUCACAAUCGAUGGCAAGGACAGCGCCAUCUCCCUCUCACCCAAGGGCGGUCGCGUCAUCCUCAGUGGCGGCGCCCUCUUCAGCCCUCAGCUCCUGAUGCUCAGCGGCAUCGGUGACACCGCCGUCCUCCAAAACCUUUCGACCCACGGCCUGCUCAAGACCGACUCCAAAACCUGGAUCGAGAACAAAGCAGUCGGCGCCGGCCUCUUCGACAACCCAAACACUUUCAUCGAGCUUUCCGGCCCGAGCGUCACGUCAUACGUCUACAACUACACGGACCCAGUCCCCGCCGACCGCGAUGCGUACCUCAAAGAUCGCCAGGGACCAUACGCUUUCGCCUCUGAGACUUCCGCGUUCUGGAAUGAGUACAAAUACCCCAACGGCGACGCGGUCGGUGUACAGGGCACGAUUGAUUCGAGUGGCUUUGGGGAGUAUAUGGAAGACGAUACCAUCACCCUGAAUAUCUACGGCACAUCAGGCAUGCGCUCGCUAGGCAAAGUGGCAUUGAACAUGACCACCGGCGCUCCAGGCCAGGAGAAACCCUUCUUCUACACCGACUCCGAAGGCCAAGAUGCCGACGCCAUCGCGUCCUUUAUCCAUGACAUCUUCGCCUCCCUGCCGAAGUCUGGCCUUACACCACGUAACAUCCCGGCGGAUGCUAGUAAGGAGGAGAUCAAGAAAUACAUCACCACCGCGAGUCAAUAUACUCUCGGCAAUGUCAACCACUGGAGCAGUAGUUGCAGACUUGGGGAGUGUGUGGAUACGAAUACGGUAGUCAAGGGGACGGAGAAUCUUCAUGUGGUGGAUGCGAGUAUUGUGCCGCCGCUUACGACGAAUCCGAGUUUUGGGGUUGUUAUCGCGGCGGAGAGGGCGGCGGAGGUGAUACUUGCGCUCAAGGCGUAG
This is a messenger RNA of Fulvia fulva, 1671 nucleotides long. Its product is annotated as Cellobiose dehydrogenase. Gene Ontology annotation, molecular function: FAD binding; oxidoreductase activity, acting on CH-OH group of donors. The coding region runs from base 1 to 1671 and encodes 556 amino acids. NCBI's taxonomy places the organism in Eukaryota, Fungi, Ascomycota, Dothideomycetes, Mycosphaerellales, Mycosphaerellaceae. The transcript has a single exon. The record is from RefSeq and is a predicted model, not a curated record.